UCCAACACAGACUCUGACUGUGAAUUCUCGCCAUUUUGAUGGCUAACCGGCUGCAUUUCUUUACGCCGGUGGUUCAAUACAUCCGUGAAAUCUUUUGUUGUGUUUCAAGCUAAGCUAGCUAGUUAGCCUCCGGUACGUGCUGUUCCUUCGUCUACGGAUGAAACGGGAUGACCUGACGACUGCAACAUUUGACUUCUUUGACCUGUUCCUGCAUCACCCCAGCUCUGUUGGAUAGGACCACUCUCCCACAUCUUGCCAUCUGCUAAGGGCUGUCGUCCCCCCCUCCCCCAUCCACUCACCCACCUGCCACCCUGAGCCUGCCACGUCCUCAUCCUUCACAGACCUCACUCGACCUGUGAAGCGCACCAGCCUUUGCCGACGUCCUCCAACAAAAAAAGAGACGAUGUAUUGCCUACAGUGGCUGCUCCCCGUGCUGCUCAUCCCCAAACCGCUGAACCCGGCGCUGUGGUUCAACCACUCCAUGUUCAUGGGCUUCUACCUGCUCAGCUUCCUGCUGGAGAGGAAGCCCUGCACCAUCUGUGCCUUGGUCUUCCUGGCUGCCCUUUUCCUCAUCUGCUAUAGCUGUUGGGGCAACUGCUUCCUGUACCACUGCCAGGACGCCGCACUGCCGGACGCUGCCCACGACCCAGCGAUUGUUGGGACCUAGGAGGGAAAGAGGGGGAGAGAGAUACCAGGGGGAGAAGGGGAAAAGUGAGGGGUCAUGAGGCUUUGCUGGGGAGUUACUGUAGAAUGAUACUGCCAUGCUGUAUGAGGGGAUGGACUACACUUUGGGGGUGGUGGGAGAGCGGAGAAGAGGUGGUGCUGAAAGACUGCUGGGGGUUUACAGAGGCGGUACUGAGGAGGAGAAGGGUUGGUUCUCCAUGCUGUAAAGAAAAACAGACUUUAAUCUGAGGUGGGAGGAGGAGAGGAGGGGACAGCGCCAUCUGAGGAGACAUUAUGUUUUAUGAAAGAGGCAGCGAAGGAGGCGCAUCGAAACUUGAAAUGCUAGCGGGGAAGGACACGUGUUAACCUGAGGGGAGAAGCAAUUCACUUUCAGCAAAUUUCAUUCCAGCAUUUGAUUGAAAACUAUAUGAUAUACAGUAUGUACCACAGUAUUCUGGUUCUUCUCCAGCUCCAGGCAGAUUCAUGCUGUCAGAAAAAAACAAACAAACAAAAAAAAAACGUGCUGGGUCGUCUUUUUAAAACAAAAACACUCGAUCUCAAACUGCCAAAAUUCGCUGAAAUCAAACGGAGCUCAGAAAUUUUCAAGUUUCUCUGUCCUCUUGUUCUCGCUCCUCAGACCUUUAAAGUGUUCAGGAGCAGCCGCCAUCUUUAUAUGUUUACCCCCUCUUCCUCCCCCCUCCCUCCCCUCGAGGAACCUGACCAAACUCUGUCGCCACUUUGACUCCGCACACGAAACGCUACCCUCCACACGGACAGCACACUAACACUGGACAAUCAAUAACUAUGCUGUGAAUAACCCCUCCCUUUGCCGCAUCGACACACACUCACACACUCACACACACGCACACCUGAGACGGUGUAAUAAUGCUAAGAAACUGUCCCGUUGUUAUUACCCCACCGUGCUCUGCAGCUGCCCCUCUCCUUGUCUUCCUCAUCUCCUCCUCUUCCUCCUCCUCGCCUCGGGAGCGAACGUCCCCUACCGCCAGACUCACAAUUAUUUUGUUAUGUUUUAUUUUUUGCUGUUUUCUUUUUGUUCGUUUUUUUUCUCGUGCAUGGGUUGCCGUUAGUUUUUCUUUUCAUGCAUUAAGUUCACACAUGAAUUUUAAUGAAUUAAAACAAAAUGCUGAAAGUUUCCAAAGGUUAGAAACACCUGGGUGAGUUUGUUUGUUUGUGUGUGUGUGUAGGGUGAAUGUCAGGUUUGUGUUAUGUGCGAUAGGUGUGUAUUUUUUGUGUUCAUGACAUGCUGAUAGGCGUAAAAAGAAAAUCUGGUGAUGCAGGGAAACAAACAGCAGAAGGUCAGUAUUUUCCAGCAACAACACGAAGCAAUACAGAAGUUCUGGUCCAGGAAAAGUUUUCACUGAAGAGAAGUUUACUGGUAAAACAAAAGGGCAAACGAUUCCUCGUGUAUCACUGCUGUUAAGUGUUAUGUUUAGCUGUUAGACACGGGCUAAGGUGUUUAUACUGUGUACCUAUUGGCAUGUUUGUGUGUGUGAGAGUGCGUGUGUGUGUAGCCUCCUGUCGCAGUGCUGAACAUGCGCACUGCUACACGAUUGCUUUGGUUUUAAUUUAAAUAAAGGUUUUCCUCUCAAUGUGUUAAA
This is a messenger RNA of Lates calcarifer (barramundi perch), 2282 nucleotides long. It is a transcript of the gene blcap, whose product is annotated as bladder cancer associated protein. Lineage: Eukaryota; Metazoa; Chordata; Actinopteri; Centropomidae. The coding region runs from base 404 to 667 and encodes 87 amino acids. The transcript is spliced from 2 exons. The record is from RefSeq and is a predicted model, not a curated record.